Pochonia chlamydosporia 170 is the source of this 1059-nucleotide messenger RNA. RefSeq names its product thioesterase family protein. The record is from RefSeq and is a predicted model, not a curated record. The transcript has 2 exons. NCBI's taxonomy places the organism in Eukaryota, Fungi, Ascomycota, Sordariomycetes, Hypocreales, Clavicipitaceae. The coding region runs from base 1 to 1059 and encodes 352 amino acids.
AUGCCGCAGGACGCAGAGCGACGGCCCCGUGCAACAUUCCCCCAGGCAACGCACGUCGAGCGCUUGGAUUCACACACGUACAGGAUCAACCUCCACAGCGACUAUUGCAUCGGCGCAGUUCCCAAUGGCGGCUACACAUCGUCGUGCAUGCUCGCCGCCGCAAACACACACCUCGCUUCACGGGAACAGUCAGACACCGUAACCGCGCACUUUGAGUAUCCGAACCGGACGUCCUCAGGCCCGGCAAUCGUCGUGAUUGACGAGGUGAAGUUAGGGAGAACACUGUCGACUCUGCAUCUAACCCUCUGGCAAGGCGAACUCCUCAAUCACGCGCCAUGGGUGAAUACCUCGGCAUCUCGUCGCACCGUGCUUGCUUACACAACUCACACAAACUGGAGCAAUUUCAAAGGCAUGUCGGUCCUCACAGGAUAUGAAGUGACGCCGGCUGCCUUGAUGCCUCCAAAGCCGGACUUCAACUCCCUCAAGGCAAACGGCUCUGAUGACGCAUGGACACAAAGUAAAUGGCCCGAGGCGUUUGGGCCCGCCGGUUCCAGUGGGAAUUGGAGAUUCUUCAUCCCUCGUCAAGGUCCCUUAACUCCGGGGGUGUUAGACAUGUGGAUAUGCCUGUCUAACGGGGAGAACAUCACGCAGCAAGCUUUGCCAUAUGUUGUAGAUGCCUUCCCUCAUGACCUGCUCGCAUUCAUGAUAGCUCCGGAAAUUCGAGCGCUAAUGGAGGCGCCGCCAGCGGGCGUGGUAGAAGAUGCCGCUACAGCUGAAGCUCGAGCAGAGGUGGCUCGCAAAAAUAAAGAACGUGGAAGCAUGUGGUUCCCGACUGUGUUGCUGAACCUGGAGACGAAGGGGGCGUUGACGCAGGAGGGCGCUGAGUGGUUGGCAGUCAAGGUGACGGGGAAGCAGAUCAGAGAUGGCAAGUUUGAUCUUGAAGUUGUAGUGAGGGAUGUUGAUGGCCAGAUGGUCAUUUUGGCUCAUCAGGUUGCCUUGAUGGUGAGUUGGGAAAGAAAUGUUGGCAAGAAAGGCGGGAAGAACAGGUCAGCGCUGUGA